This is a messenger RNA of Plenodomus lingam JN3, 2004 nucleotides long. The record is from RefSeq and is a predicted model, not a curated record. Lineage: Eukaryota; Fungi; Ascomycota; Dothideomycetes; Pleosporales; Leptosphaeriaceae.
AUGGUCGACCGCAGCCCUCAUAUCUUGGCCGUGUCUUGUCUGUUCCUCGUUCUUUCCUGGAUGACCGUCGGCUUACGAGUUUACACCCGUGGCUUCCUGAGGAAGACAUGGGGGCGUGAUGAUUCGUACAUGGUUUCAACCAUAAUUAUCGCUGCCGUGUAUGGCGCUGGUCGACACCGAUGGCACCUCACAGACAAAGAUGCACGGACUGCGCUUCUGAUCUGGUUCCUCUGCGAACUUUUGUACAUUUUGACCAACUGCCUUUUCAAAUUCGCCAUCGGGUUCUUCUUGCUUCGAGUCGCAAUCCAGGAUUGGCACAUCAUUGCUAUCAAGGUGCUCAUGGCUGGUGCUCUCUUCUUCGGGGUCGGGCACUUUUUCCUGGCCAUGUUUCAAUGUAUGCCCGUCAGCGAGUUUUGGACCAAUCAUCCUGCGUCAGACAAAUGCUUGCCAAAAGGGCCAAUCUUGGGUACUACAUACACGAUCUCUGCUAUUAAUGCAUUGACAGAAUGGGCGUUCGGAAUAAUACCCAUGUGUAUCGUCUGGAGCCUGCAGAUGAAGAUGAAGACCAAGUUGCUUGUUGCUAGCACUCUUGCCCUGGCCGCUGUCGGAAGCGCUGGCACAAUCGUUCGCAUGAAAUACAUUGACACGCUCAAGGACGGAGUUGAUUUCCUUUAUACUUCGACUGACAUCGCUGUCUGGAGCACGGUCGAACUAGGUAUGGGUCUUGUUGCUGGCAAUGUGGCAACUUUGCGUCCGCUCAUCACACAAUGUCUAUGGCGCCUGGGCCUUGAUUCAGAAGCCCGUGGCCAGCAAAGUCCACCGUAUUUUUACCCAGAAAAUAGCAAGAGAAAGAAAAGCCGCCACGACUACUGCAGAAGUCUGAGUCCGUCUGAUUUAGUACCUGCAGAUGCAAACGGAACAACGUCUACAGAAAUAUGUUGCCCUGGGCGCACACUUUAUGAAGACAUUGUCAUCAUGUCGAAGAUUACCACGAACGAGGGGGCCGAGGCGACGAAUCCUGGCAAUACUCCGCCUGGACACAUCAUACAGACGGUAACAUGGGAGCAGGACUUUGAGCCUCCCCUUACACCUAGAGGGCACCCCGCAUCAACGAUUCGCCUCAACAAACGUCAAACGCUUGAGCGCAGCAUCGUAGCUUCAAGUCCAACGCAUCUGUUGGCACGUGUUGAAUCUGCCCGCUGUUCCUGUUGCGCUUUCACCUGCGAAGAGCUUGUUGCUGCUAGUGUUGCGCUGCGCUCUACUCACCUCUACUUGCACGUGGCCGUUGCAAAGGUGGCACCAGACCUGAACACAUUCAAUAGCUUGCCCACGAUCCCACGGUUUCUCCACCUCUUGAGCCAUGCCAAAUCUCUGAUUGGUAGCUAUGGACCAUACACAACAUUGCCAAACACAAUGGUAUUUGUCCGUGCCGACGUUACCCGCGAUACCAGUAGUAGUCAAGAUGCUUCGCCCGCCGUUCUCGCGCUGUCUUUAGCUGCAGCUCAGGAUUGCAAAGAAUACGCGCAACCACAAAGCCUCGCUAGUCAGGAUCUCAUAUUCUUGGAGCAUCUUUGGAUGUCUACACUAGCCGUACUCGAAGAGUUACUCGAGACAAACAAGUUGGAUAUCGAGACAGUUAGUUGGGGUAUCGUCGGUCUGUGCGCUGGGUACAUGGUCAAAGUCCAAGAUCAAGACUUUCAAUCAUACAAGACACGCCUGUCUAAUGCGCUCAGACUUAUGCCAUCUCUUGACUGGCCGGGUCAGGGCUCCCAAUGGGAUAGUUACCGCGGCUACAUGAGCUCCACUGGGACUACUGUUCGCGUCUUGGCUACCGCGCGUUCAGAGAUUCACGCCUGUACGAUUAUGCUUCUUCAGCGGUUUGCAAACGAGGAGUGGAAGAAGAUUCGGUGGUAUCAUGGCAUUGCGGUGGCCGAACGGUGGAUAGGUGCGCUGCGUGGCUGCGAGAUGGAGAAUUAUAAGGUUGAAGACAACAAGUCGGCUUGA